Messenger RNA from Salvia hispanica, 1263 nucleotides. RefSeq names its product E3 ubiquitin-protein ligase RING1-like. Lineage: Eukaryota; Viridiplantae; Streptophyta; Magnoliopsida; Lamiales; Lamiaceae. Gene Ontology annotation, cellular component: cytoplasm. Gene Ontology annotation, molecular function: ubiquitin protein ligase activity. Gene Ontology annotation, biological process: protein ubiquitination. The record is from RefSeq and is a predicted model, not a curated record.
AUCACCCUAAAAAACAUAUUCCUCUCCUGUAAAAAGCCCAAAUCCGAAAUUCGCUGGAUUCAUACGUUACAUCGCAAUCCAAAUCCAAACAUCAUUGAAUCUUCCGCCCCCUUUUCCGUUUUUCCGUCACAAAUAUGUCCUCCAGCGGCGUCACGGUGGCGGAAGGCGGCCCGCAGAUGUUCUUCUGCCACCAAUGCCAGCGCACCGUCACCAUCACCCCCUCCCCCGCCGGCGACAUCCUCUGCCCCUCCUGCAACUCCGGCUUCGUCGAAGAAUUCCAAAACCCUAACCCUAACCCUACCCCCGCCCCGGACCCCCUCCUCUCCGAUCCCCUCUCCCUCUUCCUCUCCCAUUUACUCCCUUCCGCAGCAACAACAAACCCUAGCCCUCUCUCCCGCCCGCCUAGGGCCGCCCCUGAGUCCUCCUUCGGCCAGGAUGCCUUCGACCCGCUUCUCUACAUCAUGAACUACCUCGCCAAUCACCGUGCCAGCGGCAUUGACUAUCAGUUCGUCUUCGACGACCAUCCGUCGCCUGCUUCCGGAUUCCCUCUCGCCACGAACCUCGGCGACUAUUUCAUGGGCCCUGGAUUCGAGCAGUUGAUCCAGCAAUUGUCCGAGAACGAUCCCAAUCGAUACGGCACGCCUCCGGCCUCUAAGUCUGCUGUCCAAGCGCUUCCGAGCGUUAAUGUGGACGAGGGCAUGCUGAAAUCGGACCUGGCGCAGUGUGCGGUGUGCAAGGAUGAUUUGGAAUUGGGGACUGUUGUCAAGCAGAUGCCUUGCAAGCAUGUCUAUCACGAUGAUUGCAUUCUGCCCUGGCUGGAGUUGCAUAAUUCGUGCCCUGUGUGUCGCUACGAGCUUCCUACCGAUGAUGCGGACUAUGAGAGCAGGAAUGGAGUUCCUCGGGGUGGCAACGGUGGUGAUGGGGAUGCAGCUGGGGGUUCUGAUGGGCAGAGGACUGUGGAGAGGAGGAUGACCAUAUCAUUUCCUUGGCUGUUUGGAGGGUCAGAUUCAGGUAGUGAAGGUGGCAGCCGGAACAAUCAGUGGCGGAGUUAAACCUUUUAUGAUGUGGAUGAAGUUGAUGAUAGCUUAUUUUGCGCUUGAUGGAGAACAAUGUUUGUGCUUGUAACGAUGGAUAGAUAGAGGGAUUACUUGCAUGAUUACAUAAUAACCAUCAGUUUUUUUUUUUGUUACAUAUUCUUACUCAAGUAAACUCAGCACGUUUCAUGCCAUUUUUGUAUAGUGAAAUCUCUAUAAUCAUGUUAAA